Molecule: messenger RNA, 1086 nt
Organism: Rubroshorea leprosula
Lineage: Eukaryota; Viridiplantae; Streptophyta; Magnoliopsida; Malvales; Dipterocarpaceae
Source: the annotation of a GenBank genome assembly
ACAUUAUCCAUAAACCCGUGUUCUCUGCUCCAUUCGAAAUUCCAGCUUAGGAGGGAGCAUGGCGUCGACGGCCAUGGCGACAAUUCCUUUGAAUUUCCGGCAUUUCCAAAACCCUAGACAGAUCUCCGUUCGUUGCGGCUGCAGCUGCAAUCAAAUCAUGAAACAUCGCUUCAUGCAGCAGAAUCUUCGCCUCGGAGUUGUUCGAUUUAGGAGCAAGUCAAUAUCUGCAGUUGGUUCAGGGCUGGAGACAUCUGUUUCUGAUCCGGAUGACAAUGCAUUGAUCUUGAAAGAUGCUAAGGUUACUGUAGAAUCUCGAAGCCAAAAUAACGUACAGGUAAGAGUGGACUUGACUGCCAGUGAUACACAGAAGGUGUUUGAUAAGAUUUUGGCAGAUUUAGCACGAACAGCACCACCAGUUCCUGGAUUUCGUAGGCAGAAAGGCGGUAAUUGUUGAAGUUGCAUCAAGUUCAUUUUCUGUCAACAUCUAGUGAUCAAAUUCAAUCCUUAAAUUAUGCUCCUCCUUGUUAGUGACAUGUGGAUGAACUUAUCCAGCCUGAAUUCUGUUCUGACCAUAUUUAUUUUGCAUUUCUGCUAAGCUAAUGCAGGGAAAACAUCAAAGGUGAGUGGCUUGUCCUGAGUUUUGGAUAACAUUAUCAAUCCUUUGAUCUUUAGAUAAGUUCUAUUUCCAUUAUCUUUCAAUUGAGUUCAUUUCUCAACUUAUGGUAUAAAGAAAAAAAUCAUAAUUGCAAGGUGCGCUGUGUGUUUGUUGAAAAUUUUCAUUCACCAUAUCUUGCAAUUUGGAACUUGUAUUUGUCUGCAUGAAUGCAGUCUUUUAUUCUUGAAAAUUUUUCAUCUUAGAUUUUCUAUAUUAAAGGUUAGCUAAAAUAUGUUGCAAAUGAUAUCAUGUCAGAGAAUUCUUGUUUACAGCAUGUAAAUCCUUUAUCACUAGUUCCAGCUAGAUUGUAUGGUAUGUAGAGACUGGGAACUGAAUCCUAGACUUGUGGCUAAGAGCAUAGGCAACUCUACCACCAAACCACAUGGUUGAUGGUGAUGCCAGCAAGAUUUUAAGUGCAUAGAAAAGUUUAU